This is a messenger RNA of Alosa alosa (allis shad), 3826 nucleotides long. It is a transcript of the gene slc35f1, whose product is annotated as solute carrier family 35 member F1. Gene Ontology annotation, molecular function: transmembrane transporter activity. Gene Ontology annotation, cellular component: membrane. NCBI's taxonomy places the organism in Eukaryota, Metazoa, Chordata, Actinopteri, Clupeiformes, Clupeidae. Gene Ontology annotation, biological process: transmembrane transport. The record is from RefSeq and is a predicted model, not a curated record.
AUGACUACUCCACCACCUCCACGACUGCUUUACUGCCUCCAUGACUACUCCAACACCUCCACGACUACUCUACCGUCUCCUCCACGACUACUCCACUGCCUCCACGACUACUCCACGACCUCCACUCCUACUCCACCGCCUCCAUUCCUACUCCAUGACUACUCUACCGCCUCCACGACUACUCCACCUCCUCCACGGCUCCUCUACUGCCUCCACUCCUACUCCACCACCUCCACGACUUCCACUCCUACUCCACCGCCUCCUCCAUCAUCUACGCGACUACUCCACCACCUCCACUACUACUCCACCUCCUCCACCCAAAGCUAUCAGAACUGCCCCCGGGAGUUUUUCAAGCCCCUUCGGGAGCUGCUGUUGACUCUGGCCCUGGGCCAGGUGCUCUCUCUGCUCAUCUGCGGGAUCGGCCUGACCAGCAAGUACCUGGCUGACGACUAUCGUGCAAACCCCGUGUUCCAGAGCUUUCUCAACUACAUCCUCCUCUUCCUGGUCUACACCACCACUCUGGCCGUCAGACAAGGAGAAGAGAACUUGCUGGCCAUCCUGAAGAGGCGAUGGUGGAAGUACAUGAUUCUGGGCUUGAUCGACAUCGAGGCCAACUACCUUGUCAUCAAAGCCUACCAGUACACCACACUCACCAGUGUGCAGCUCCUGGACUGCUUUGUGAUCCCGGUGGUGCUGCUGCUGUCCUGGUUCUUCCUGCUGGUGAGGUAUAAGGUGGUGCACUUUGUGGGCGUGGGCGUGUGCCUGCUGGGCAUGGGCUGCAUGGUGGGCGCCGACGUGCUGGUGGGAAGGCAGCAGGGCCUCGGGGACCACAAGCUAAUGGGGGACCUGCUGGUGCUGGCCGGCGCAACUCUGUACGGCAUCUCCAACGUGUGCGAGGAGUUUAUUGUGAAGAACCUGAGCCGGGUGGAGUUCCUGGGCAUGAUGGGCCUAUUUGGCUCCUUCUUCAGCGGCAUCCAGCUGGCCAUUAUGGAGCACAAGCAGCUCCUGAGGGUGCAGUGGGACUGGCAGAUAGGUCUGCUGUAUAUUGGCUUCAGUGCCUGCAUGUUUGGCCUGUAUAGCUUCAUGCCGGUGGUCAUCAAGAGGACCAGUGCCACUGCAGUCAACCUCUCCCUGCUCACUGCCGACCUCUACAGCCUCUUCUGCGGCCUAUUCCUCUUUCAGUACAAGUUUUCAGGGUUGUAUCUGCUGUCGUUCUUCAUCAUUGUGCUGGGCCUCGUCCUCUACGCCUCCUCCUCCACGUACGUCGCCCAGGACCCACGCGUUUACAAACAGUUCCGUAACGCCGGCAACCCCGUCAUAGACACGCCCACGUCCGGCCCCCUGGAACCCUCCGUGACUUAUACCAGCUUAGGACAGGAGAUUGAGGAGGAACCGCGCAUACGAGUCGCCUGAAUCCUAUGGGGACAAGGAGGCGCAUCGGCAUUGGGGUUUGCGCCCCCAAGUCAAUCAUCCAACUUCCUGCCCCAUCCAACUGACCAUAGAGAAAGACUGAAAGAGUGCGAGAGAAUGAUUGAGAGAAAAAAAGAAAGGAGUGCCGAUGCUUGUGGAGAUAUGAAAGAAAGGAGAACAAGUAGCAAGACAAGCAAACGUUCACUGUGAUCACAAACUGUGGAAAAAAAGGUAGCGGUGAUGAUUCCUGUCAUUUUCUGUCCUGAUUCUGAAGGCUUAUUGUGUAAAGAAUGCUCAGCACCCUUGACACACCUGACUGACUGUUUGACAAUAUGUGUUUGAUGGAUUCCAUGUUGAUUGUUCACCCAAAUGCUCAAAUAUCACCCCAACUUCUUUGUUUUUUUUGUUACAUGAGCACGAAAACAAACAAAAAACAACCCCUUACAUGUUUAUUGUAUUUGUGUGUUUUAAAGCUCUGACAUCACUGAGUUUACAUAGAUCUCAUGUCUAUGUGUAUGUUUUAUUGUUGUAUGUUUUUAACUUAUAAAUAACUAAUAUACAGACUCCGCAGAGAGUCAGUGCCUUUCACAGCGCACCACGAGAGGAAGACGGUCGGCACGCCUCAUUUUUGAUUGGGUUUGUCACACGUUUCUGGCUAAAUCACUGUUACGACGCGUGCUUGCUUGUCCACAUUCCUGUAACCCGCCUGCCGAUAUUCCAAAUCUAGAAAAAAAAGUUUGGCUUGUUGGUUGGUUGGCAUUACAGUUGAUCGUUGGAUAUUUCCAUGUUAUAAAAUGCAUCUUCUGCAUCCUCUCAUAUAGGGAAUGGUAGUGAAGAGAUUAGAGGCUUUCAUUUGAUGAGCAUUCAUCUGUUAGUAUUGGUGAUUGUAAACUCAAAAAUGAGUUUUGAUGCACUUGUCAAGAAUUAGAUUUUUUUUUUUUAUUUUUUUUUUUUUAUGUAUUAUCUUCUAUGCUUGGGUAUUAGGCAUCUUAAUUAUUUGAAUAUUUAAAAAAAAGAAAUCCAGAAAAAGAUUUUAAAAUUGUGCUUUACAUUCAUCCGUACACAUUUACUGUGUUUGAUUUGAUGUUUAAAUGUUGAAUUUCUAGAUAUUUCUGACUUGCUGAAAAUAAAAUACCUUUGUCCUCAAACUGAAAACAUUUCAAUUUUAAAGCAAUCAUGUUUUAUACAUACUGUAUAUCAUUACAUGGACUAACUUACCAAAGCCCUUGCUUGGGGGGUUAUCUGAUGAAGAGUUGUAUUCGUUUACUGGCUAGGGAUUUGUUUAGGCUCUGUAAUGCAAUGUGCUUGAAGCAUUAUGUAUCUGAAUGUAAGUAAAUUGUCUGGCUUAGUAGUUGCUUGAAUCCAAAAUCCAAUCUUCUGUCGAUCCACCUGUAUGUCCUGAGCAUAUUAGGCACGGGUCACAUUGCCGACUGAAAAUAUAAAACCAACCUAAUGGAAGCAUAGUGUAAUUCAGGCAUAUCUAUUCAUGGUAUGUAUCAAACAUGUACCAUUUUUCGCUACUUGUGAAGAAAAAAAAAAAUAACACAUUCAUUUCUAUACAUAAGUAUACAUUGCAACUUUGUACAAGUUGAUUUGUAAACAUAACUUACACCAUAACUACAUUUUCUUUACUUUAAAAUAAGAAUACUUGAAGUAAAUAUUUGUUUGCAAGUUCAUUUAUAUUCAAAAGGGAAUAAUUAACAUACCCUCAGUAAGUAUGUAUUGAUGCCAGCCAAUUAGGCUUCAGUGAGGCUUUGAAAAAGACCCUACAUCUUAGCACAAGCUAUUUAGAAAGGGACUUCAAAUUGCCCAAAUCAAAACUAGUAUCAACAGCUCAUAGCAAUUAUUAUAUUCAAGAAAUUUUGUAAAAUACUGUAUUUCUAUGCUGUAAAGUAACUGUACAUUGCUCAAGUAUUUGAAUUUGCUGUAUUUUGAACAUGUUUUAUAAUUUUUUUUCAAUAUAGCCUACUGUUCUGUUUUUCUUGUCACUGUUGUAUAGUUGAUAGUUGAUUGCACUGCAGAAACAAGAAGUUUGUUUAAAACAUGUCAGAUACAGAGAGAGGGUCUGGAUGAUGAGCUCAUUUAAAUUAUACUCAUAAUUAUUAAUGAGUAGGCUUACUAUUCUGAUAAUGAAAAGAAAAAGUAAGCCAAACUAAAAAUCAGAUCUAUGAUUGCAGGAUCACAGUGAAAUAAAGAUAUAAUAGAUUAUAACUGGUAAAACAAUUAUGUUUGAGAGAUUGAAAGAAUCAGAGAAGUGAAAUGUGUCAAUAACAUUAUGAUUUUGUAAAUUAAUUUUCAUUUACUGUGAUACACAAGAACUUUGGUGAUGAUAAAGUAUGAAAUAUAGCUGGAAAAAAGUUGUAUGACCCCUGUGGUGAUUUUUGGUAUUUAUCGGUAAAAAUAAACAAAAACAAAA